AUGGCGGAUUCGCUGUCGACAGGUCUGGGAGAGGAGAAGGAAAAGGAGAAGGAGGACAAGGAGAGGGACACCAGGGCCGCGAAAGCGGAGCAGAAUAAGGAGAAAGAAGGAGUUAAUGACUCACUGGGGUUUCACGACAAAAAUGGCGGCGCUAGAGGCCAAAAAGGCAACCUGUCAGACCUGUCUCUAGUCAGGUUCAUAACCACUGAGCUCACAAGAGGCUACUUUCUGGAGCACAAUGAGGCCAAAUACACCGAGCGCCGAGAGAGGGUUUACACCUGCCUCCGCAUCCCCAAGGAGCUGGAGAAGCUGAUGACUUUUGGCUUCUUCCUCUGUCUGGACACGUUUCUCUACGUGUUCACCCUGCUGCCCCUCCGGGUGAUUCUGGCCCUGCUGCGACUCUUAACUGUGCCAUGCUGCGGCCUCGGAGGCUCCCGUUUGCUGCAGCCGGCCCAGGUGUGUGACGUGUUGAAGGGCUUCAUCAUGGUGUUGUGUUAUUCAAUGAUGAGCUACGUGGAUUAUUCCAUGAUGUACCACCUUAUCCGGGGACAAUCCGUCAUCAAACUCUACAUCAUCUACAACAUGUUGGAGGUUGCAGAUCGCCUUUUCUCCUCGUUUGGCCAAGAUAUCCUGGAUGCCCUGUACUGGACCGCAACCGAGCCCAAGGAGAGGAAGAGAGCGCACAUAGGAGUGAUCCCUCACUUCCUCAUGGCUGUGCUCUACGUCUUCCUUCAUGCUCUUCUUAUCAUGGUUCAGGCCACUACACUGAAUGUAGCCUUUAAUUCCCAUAACAAGUCUCUGCUCACCAUAAUGAUGUCAAACAAUUUCGUGGAAAUCAAAGGAAGUGUGUUUAAGAAGUUUGAAAAGAACAACCUCUUCCAGAUGUCUAACAGCGACAUAAAGGAGAGGUUCACCAACUACAUCCUCCUGCUCAUCGUCUGUCUGAGAAACAUGGAGCAGUUUUCAUGGAAUCCCGACCACUUCUGGGUCCUCUUCCCAGACGUAGUCAUGGUCAUAACCUCAGAGGUGGCCGUGGACAUUGUCAAGCACGCCUUCAUCACCAAAUUCAACGACAUCAGUGCUGACGUGUAUGGAGAAUACAGAGCUAGCCUCGCCUUCGACCUCGUCAGCAGUCGACAGAAAAACGCGUACACCGACUACAGCGACUCCGUAUCCAGAAGAAUGGGCUUCAUCCCGCUUCCUUUAGCUCUACUGCUUAUCAGAGUAGUGACGAGUUCGGUGAAGAUCCAGGGUUCGCUCUCCUUCAUGUGUGUGCUGCUGUUUUACCUGGGGAUGAUCACGCUGAAGGUGCUCAACAGCAUCGUUCUGCUCGGGACGUCUUGCAUGUUUGUCAAAGAGGCCAAGAUGGAGGAAAAGCUCUUCGACCCGCCUCCGUCUGUCGCCUCCAGCCGUGCAAACUCCAGGGCGAACCGCGGCAAAAACGCUCCCGCCGCACCUCAACAAGAGCCCACGUCGGACAAAGCAGGAAUAUCACUGGCAUCGGGCAUUUCUCUACCCACCGAUAAACCAGAGAGCGCCUCCUCCACAAUCCCAAAGAGUGACUCAGACGCGUUCCUGACGACACCGGACGAGGAAGACGAGGACAAGAUCAUAAACACUGACGCAGGCCUGGAAGGAGACGGACUUACGCACAGAGCACCCAAGAAAGACUUGCUGGAGAUAGACCGGUUCACCAUCUGCGGGAACCGGAUAGACUGAGGUCUGAAGGGAGCCACCAGCUGGUGUCCUGACAACGCAGCGAGGUCCGGGGGACCUGACGAGGGUCACAGAGCAUUACUCGGACCUGACUCGCACUUAUGCACCUGACUCUCGGAGUAUUUAUUUAUUUAUUGCUGGGAAAAACCCAGCCAAGGCAUAAAGCUGUUACAUCAGAGGCCGCGUCAGAUGUUUCCAGAUCGUCCUGCAGGAGUUUUCUUCGUCUGCGGGGACCGGGAGGAAACGAGGGGCCGCGAGCGAGCAGGGAAUCAAACUCUGCAGAUUGGAAAUCAAAUCUGAUGGUCGGCGCAUUGCAGCCGGAUCUGUGUGAUUAUGUGUUCAAAAAGCACAAUUAUCCCCGGAACAAACAGGUGUUUUUAGCAGGAACAAAAGUUGUCAGAAGAUCUGACAAAUUCAACUAUUUAAAGUAUGUUUUUAUCGCAAAAGUUGGAUGUUUUUUUCUAAAUUUAAGUCGGUCAGUUGCACUUGAUUCUCAGUGUGAAGUUGUUUUUGUGGGUAUUCCCUUUUUAAAACGCUGGGCGGACUGUGUGAAGGUGCUGGUAUUUAUUUACAGGUGAUCACAGACAUUUCAGUUUCCACAGUCAACUUAAUUUGUACAUAAAGCCGCCGGCAACCGUGGCAGCAGCAACAGCGUUGAGCAUUUGUACGUUGGAUUAUUUGAACUGAUCCUUAGAUCGCCGACUGAAAUUCAUGCUGUGUGCUACUGGUGAGAGGAAAGAGUUCAUGUCUGCAGGUUAAAAGUAGUUCAGUACUUUGAUCCAGGGGAAUUUGAACCUGUUUAUCCUGGUGUGGAGUUGAAGUUGAUGUCUGUUGUUGCUUGCUGGCUCUGAUUAAUGAAGACGUGUCCCGUUACAGUAGGUAUUUGUGCACCAGUUGACCCAAAUUGCUGUGAAAUCUGCUGUUAAUCAGUUGAUUACAUGAAGUCACCGCAGGCCUUUCUGUUUCCUCUCAUGCAUUAUAUCAUCAUUUCCUGCAUUGGACGAACAGACGAGCCGACAACCAAAACCUAGGAUUCAUUCCAAAUAUCGUGUCUAAGGUUUUCUUUGUUAACUUAAAAAAAAAAAAAAAGAAAUGCCUCUUUCUGCUACACUGCCUUGCAAAACUAUGCAUACAUUUUCAUCUUUUUACAUUUGUCAUGUUGCAACCUCAGACUUGGAUUUUUGUGUUUUUUAUGCGACAGAGGAACAAAUUAGUGCACAAUUGUGAAGUAAAAUGAAAAGAAUACGAGGUCUUUAUUUUUUUUUUUUAAACUGAAAAGUGUGGCUUUCAUUUGUUUUUAGUCUCACUGAGUAAAACUUUUCUACAACCAGCUUUCUGUGCGGCUGUAGCUGCAAGUCUUUUGGGGUAAAUCUCCUGCAGCUUUGCACACUCAGACUGAAACUUUUAGCCUUUUCGGAUUUGCAAAUUAGCUGAAGUUUAGUCCGACUGGAUGGACAUACUCUGUAAAUAUCAGUUUUCUAGUUCUGCCAUGUAUGAUUUGAUGUAGGUCUGGACUUUGACUAGGCCAUUCUAACCCAGGGAUAAGCUUUGAUCCGCACCAUUCCGUUGUAGCUCUCGCUGCAGGGUUUAGUUUCAGGUCUUUUACAUCCUCCAACAUGUUUUCCAUUUAUCUCCAUUCAACUCCCUUCAACUAGCUUUCUUUGUUCCUGCUGGAGAAACUCUUCCUGUCAGGACAUUUCACAGUGUGGACGCCGUGUUCAGUGUGAUGCACAGAGUUAAUCUUCACGCAUGGCGCUUUACAUGUAAGUCAAAAAGGUUCGUUUAGCCAACACGCUCUGUCGACAGAUCCUUUCACCCGAGCUGUGGAUCUCUGCAGCUCCCCCAGAGGCGCCACGGGACUCUUGGCUGCUUUCCUAAUUAUUGUCGUUAAAGUUGUGCCAUACUCUGUGCUUUGAUAGAAAUCUUUAUAUACUUGUUUAGAGCGUGCCUUAAAGGUCAAUCUGUAGUGACCAAAUGUUCCUACAUCCUCUCAUGUUCUUUGUUACGCAGUAUGACUAAAAGAGUUCUGCAAAACUUUAGUUCUGCUUGGCGCAAGGAGGUAGGAGGUCAUCUUAAGUGUUGGUUUUUGUUAUUUAAGUCUAUACAGAGAAGUCCCCUGUUGCCACACACAGAACUUUUGGUGAAUGGAAACUUUCCAGGUUUAACACGGUAUUUGUGAAUGGAAAGUUACCUGGUUGUGUUGUUUGGUGACACGGGUAUUUAUUGUUAGGGGGAGCGUCACAAUAAACACAGAUCUGAUUGAAUGUCCUUACAGUUAAGACUUCCUUUCCACGAUAGGAGUCUAGUGAGAAAUUCAAAGCUUUGUAUGUUCACCAAGCAACCGUAUUUAUACUGAUAGUAACUUCUAAAGGCAGCUGGUUGCCUGGAUUUUAUGAAUAGAAACGCACGCCACACUUUUCAGAGGUUCCUAUGUGAAACAAUUUGAAAAUCAUGUCACGUUUUUCAUUCUACUCCACAAUUAUGCUCUAAUCUGUGUUGGUCUUUUGCAUGAAAUCCAAAAUAUAACACGCUGAAGUUUGUGGCUGCAGUGUAACUAAAGGUGGGUAGGAAGUAGUUGUUUUGCAAGGCACUGCAAUUAUGUAUUUAAAAUUAUUGCUUGGCUGGGGUUUAAUUUCAUAGUCCCUAAAGUUAGGGUCAGUAACUCCCUCAGGGUGAUGAAACAAUAGAGAAAGUCAUGAAAUUAUCCAAAGUGCAACACAUUUUUACAACAAUAAAGUAGGCAUUACAGCCACGUUUAAUUGGCUUUUUAGUAAUGUUUGUUAAGCAGCAAUAAUCGAGGCAGUUUUUCCGCAAGUUGGAAGCUGAAAUUUUUUGAACCAGUAGUUUAGUAGCGAGAAAUAUGCAUGAGAGGUCCAAACAAUGAGGCUUAAUGCCAGUCAACACAGGCAAAAACAGCAGAGGAGCAUCCGUGUGAAAGAAGCCAGGAGCUUUAUGAAGGUGUGACGCGUCAUCUCCAGUGUGUGGGCAGAUCUUGUUUUUCAUGUAUGAACCUGACAUCCCGAGGUUUCAAAUCUUUUUUUAAUGUGUUCAUCUCCUUUCAUGACAGGAGGAGAAUAAACUGAGACCUUGUUUUGCAACC
Messenger RNA from Fundulus heteroclitus (mummichog), 4816 nucleotides. It is a transcript of the gene tapt1b, whose product is annotated as transmembrane anterior posterior transformation 1b. Bases 1 to 1719 code for a protein of 572 amino acids. The record is from RefSeq and is a predicted model, not a curated record. Gene Ontology annotation, biological process: positive regulation of cilium assembly; maintenance of protein localization in endoplasmic reticulum. The transcript has 14 exons. Lineage: Eukaryota; Metazoa; Chordata; Actinopteri; Cyprinodontiformes; Fundulidae. Gene Ontology annotation, cellular component: endoplasmic reticulum membrane; ciliary basal body.